This is a messenger RNA of Salvia miltiorrhiza (redroot sage), 1195 nucleotides long. Its product is annotated as protein RER1A-like. The transcript is spliced from 2 exons. Gene Ontology annotation, cellular component: Golgi membrane. Gene Ontology annotation, biological process: retrograde vesicle-mediated transport, Golgi to endoplasmic reticulum; protein retention in ER lumen. Lineage: Eukaryota; Viridiplantae; Streptophyta; Magnoliopsida; Lamiales; Lamiaceae. The coding region runs from base 174 to 812 and encodes 212 amino acids. The record is from RefSeq and is a predicted model, not a curated record.
UUUAGAAUGUGUUUCAGUCAGUUUUAACCGUUGAAAAAGAAGAAGAUCAAUCCGAAUUGCGAAAUUGCACAGGAAAAGGCGUUUACCGUUUUCCCUCGUCAGUAUUGAUUAAUUCUCUGUUUAAAUCUGACUAAUUCAUAUAUAGCCGAAAAGAGAAGAAAAAGAAUUCAAAAAUGAAUACCGGCGGCGGAGCUGGCGUUGCCGACGAGUACACGAGCACCUCCUCCUUCAUGCAACUAAGCCACGAGGCGUGGCGGCGCUACCAGCAUCUCCUCGACAAAUCGACGCCGCUGGUGCUGUACCGGUGGAUCUUCCUGGCGGCGAUCGCGGGGGUAUACGCGCUGCGCGUCUACUUGGUUCAGGGGUUCUACAUCAUCACUUACGGCCUAGGAAUCUAUAUCCUGCAGCUGCUGAUCGCAUUCCUGUCGCCGCAGGUGGACCCCGAGAUCCAGGGGCUGACCGACGGCCCCGCUCUCCCCACGCGCGGCUCCGAAGAGUUUCGCCCCUUUGUCCGCCGUCUCCCUGAGUUUAAGUUCUGGCAUUCACUCAUAAAGGCUUUUUGUGUUGCUCUUUUGUUGACGUUCUUCAGUGUCUUUGAUGUGCCUGUAUUUUGGCCAAUUCUUCUGUUUUACUGGUCGGCUCUGUUCUUUUUAACUAUGAGGAGGCAAAUCAUGCAUAUGAUUAAGUAUAAAUAUGUCCCGUUCACAUUCGGGAAGCAGGUGUGUCCUCAUUCAAUCCAUUGUUAUAAACUUCUUCCAAAGCCAUUCUUUUUAGUUUUAACUUUUCAGUUACCUCCCAUGUUAAAUUUCUAAAUCUUUUGCUUCAGCGUUAUGGCAAGAAGGCAGCUCCUACUGAUGAGACAAACACUGGAAGACCAUAGUUCUUAAGGUAGAUUAGGGCAUUAGAAUUCUGAAGAUUCACAUGUUUCCGUCAAAUUUUGAUUGUGAUUACUGUACUCCUUUUAGUAUUCAUGUGUAUCAUCAGCAAUUAAUUCUUUAGGGGGCUAGUGACCUUUCUUGAAGUUCAUUUUCCUGUGUUUAAGUGCUGUCGUUUCUUAACUCCUGCUAGGUAUAGCUUACUACACCUGGGAUUUCAUUAUCUGAUCGGCGAUAUGUAAACUUUCCUGGUCAAUUACAUUUCUUUGCCCUGCCCUGUUUUUUAAUUUUUUAUGAAAUAUGUGAGAGAUUUUUAUGCA